AUGUGGCUUAUCAACGUGCAAACUCUGGAACUCGAGCAAUUCUUCGGCAGCGAUACUCCUGGCUACGCCAUUUUGUCACAUACUUGGAGCUGCGGGGAAGUGACAUUUCAGGAUUGGGCCGACCGAUCUCCAGCUUCUCAGAAACCAGGAUACAGCAAGAUUGUGGACGCAUGCGCGCAAGCACGGGUGGCGGGUUUCAAGUUCCUGUGGGUUGAUACGAAUUGUAUCAAUAAAAACAGCUCAUCAGAACUUACUGAAGCCAUCAACUCGAUGUUCUCUUGGUACUUUCAUUCGGGGGUGUGCUUUGCGUAUCUCUCCGAUAUACCAACGUUCACAAGAGGUUGGACUUUACAGGAGCUCUUGGCUCCUAGAGAGGUUUUGUUCUACGCAGCCGAUUGGUCGCUCAUUGGCACAAGAUCAUCUCUGGCGCAUCACAUAUCUUCGGCCACAGGCAUCGACGUCGAAUAUUUCAACUCAAAAGCAUCACAGUAUGGGUGGUCGCAAGAUCAGUGGGAAGUCGGGGAAAGACUUUCAUGGCUGGCUCGCCGCGAGACCACCAGACUUGAGGAUAUGGCAUACUGUAUGCUCGGAAUUUUCGGCAUAUCUAUGCCCUUGGUAUACGGGGAGGGGUCGCGGGCUUUCAUGAGACUCCAAGAAGAGAUCCUGAAGGUUUCAGAUGAUCAUUCUUUGUUCUGCUGGUCUUGGUCUGCCUUUUCUGGCACGGGAAGUCUCCUGUCGUCUCGCCCACAUGCCUUCAAAGAAGCAUCUCAGUUCACCCCUCGAGAAAGCAAUAUGCCACAGCCGUACAGCAUGACGAACGCGGGGCUAUCGAUUCAACUUCGAACUCUAUCAUGUUGGUCAUCAUACAUCGGCAUUCUCAAUGUUGAAACCAUACACAAGAACGAAGAUACAGGUGUGUUACUGUCAGGGGACCCGAACACAGGUCGAUUUGUCAGAUGUCCUUAUCCAGGAGUCCCGGUUCAUCUUUGUCCCACAAGAGAGCUGAGAACUCAUCCCAUGCAUAUGUUUAUGCCAACGAACAGAACGGGUGGUCGUGUAAGCGAAGCAACGCCCUUUUCAUUAACGACGUCAGCCAAAGCUGGGGUUCUGCUGUCUUUUGAUGAAAGGAACAAAUUUGUCGAAAUUGAAACGCUUCCGAGGGGAAGAUUCUUGACUAAUUCAAGCAUAAUCGAUAUUCCCUUCGAAAGAUCGGCUUUGAACCUUAGCGGGUGUCAGGAUGCUGAGUCCUACUGGUUUGAAGAUACAGUCAACAAAGCUCCGAACGUUUUGGGAGCGAUGGUGAAGAUAAAGCUUUCUUCGGAAUUCCAACACGCAACAGAGUCAUUGCUAUUUUUUGUGAAACAAUCACAAGCUGGUCCGCUGCAAGAGGCAAGGUUGCAUUAUUAUCGCAUUCCCCACGCCGCGACUGACUUCGUUGGCUGGACGCAUUACGCAGCUCCUCAAAUAUGGCAGUCAGAACGUCAAGGAAUAGACAGGCGGAAGUAUAUUACAAAGGCUCUCAUGAAAUCUGAGUUUGCGGAUGCCUUAAAUCCCUCCGUCAUGAAUGGAGUCGCUGUUGCUGUCGCGGCUAGAACGUCGAAGGCGAUGGGCCGAACGCUGCUGAAGCACGUACACCUCACUUGA
Colletotrichum gloeosporioides is the source of this 1644-nucleotide messenger RNA. RefSeq names its product Vegetative incompatibility protein HET-E-1. The record is from RefSeq and is a predicted model, not a curated record. The transcript has 3 exons. The coding region runs from base 1 to 1644 and encodes 547 amino acids. Lineage: Eukaryota; Fungi; Ascomycota; Sordariomycetes; Glomerellales; Glomerellaceae.